AUGUCAGCACUGUCAACGUCGUACCACUAUAUUCGGUUUACUGUCACCCCCCCCUGCGCAGACGCAGUCAUCUUACGCAAAGCGCUACAAGACUCCCUCAGCCAGUCAUUCGGACUUGUGUCAUCGAACACAUACAUUGACGUCUUGUCGAUAUCAGACAAUGGCACGGACUUAGUCAUUCGGGUUGCUCAGAGUGAGGCAGCGCGGGUGGUGGCGAGCGUGGCCGCGCACAGCGGCCUUCCGAGGCUGGCGGUCGUGAAGGAGUCGUCAUUUCUUCCGUCACUUCUGUCUGUUGGGGCGAUAUCAUGA
This is a messenger RNA of Sparassis crispa, 309 nucleotides long. RefSeq lists its product as hypothetical. Bases 1 to 309 code for a protein of 102 amino acids. Lineage: Eukaryota; Fungi; Basidiomycota; Agaricomycetes; Polyporales; Sparassidaceae. The transcript has 2 exons. The record is from RefSeq and is a predicted model, not a curated record.